This is a messenger RNA of Columba livia (rock pigeon), 1616 nucleotides long. RefSeq lists its product as uncharacterized. The transcript is spliced from 7 exons. Gene Ontology annotation, cellular component: cell surface. The record is from RefSeq and is a predicted model, not a curated record. Gene Ontology annotation, molecular function: signaling receptor activity. Bases 116 to 1285 code for a protein of 389 amino acids. NCBI's taxonomy places the organism in Eukaryota, Metazoa, Chordata, Aves, Columbiformes, Columbidae.
GAUUUCCGUGGGAUGGCAAGAGCUCAGCCACUUCCUCCAGCGGCGUCACUGCGAUGCGGGAGGGCUCGCUCUUGAACAGCGCACGUUGGGCAGCUCCCUGGGCCUGAGGACAGCCAUGGAGCUGCCAGCGCUCCUCCUGCUGCCGCUCUGCUUCCCAGGUCUCGUAGCCCAGACACCUGUUUCAGAGAGUCAACCAGAAGGAAGCGCUCUGUACGUCCAGUGUCCUUACACAGCACAGAUGAACUACUACCAGCCAAAAGCCUGGUGCCGCUGGAGAGAUGGGCAAUGGGAGCACUUAGUAUACACAACAUACCCAACACAAAAUGCAAACACAAAGCGAGCCACAAGGGGGAAAGUUACAAUAGAGGACAACAGCACAAAUAGGACUGUGACCAUCACCAUAACCAAGCUCCAGGUAGAGGACUCGGGCACAUACAGCUGUGCCUACACCUAUGGUUCUCAAUGUGUUCCACUAAAGAUAAUCUCACUGAUCGUUUUCAAGGAGUUGCACAAGUGGGAACUGGACAGUCUCUCUGUGCAGUGCCCGUACAGCACCGCAGUGGACGGCACUCCGGUGUAUAGCACGGAUAUAAAAGCCUGGUGUCGGCUAGAUCGGACAGGGUGUAACAUCUUGGCGAGGACAGGUCAUUCUUCAACACAGAAUCACAGGAAAGACCAGCAAGGCAGAGUCUUGAUCCAGGAUGACACCAGGAAAAGGACUGUCACCAUCACCAUGCAGAAGCUGCAGGCCCGGGACACUGGCGUGUACUGGUGCAUGCUCUACACUACCACUCAUCUCAUCUGGAUAAUGCAGGUCAAGCUCUCUGUGUCCAAGAUAUCGGCUGAAACAACUUUGCCUGGUUCUGCAGGCACCACUCAAACUACCCCUGUUGGCAACAGCCCAGAACCAAGCUCCAAUACAAACACCUUCGUCCUGCUCGCUGGUGUCCCGAGCAUCCUGUUCCUCCUGGCGCUCAUCGGCUCCAUAACACUGUGGGUCAAGCGGCGCAAGCAGCUCAAGAGAAGAGGUACCAGACAAGCCGAGGACAUCUGUGACAAGCCAGAGGACAUAGCACAGCUUGACAGCACGGACAGAAUGGAAAGACCUCAGGACGACAGCGAAGACCUAAAAUAUGUUACCCUGAACUUUAAACCCCGACUCAGCCCUGAGGAUCCUCUCUACUGCAAUGUUGAACCAAGUCAGGCCCACGGGAAACCCGAAGAUGAACAUGUGGAAUACGCUACCAUUGCACUCAAGGAGUUACCGACAAAUGACAAAGGAUGAAGCACAGAAUGCCAAAACAAUCCAGAAAUGAGAAAACAGAACUGGAAUAUGAAGUGUGAAUGUGGAGUAGAAUGUGUGUGGUUGACACAGGAAAAAUCUAAGUUUUUGCUGCCAUGUGUAUGUUGCCUGUGCAUUUUGAGACCUCCCUCCUAUUAGAGAGCAGUAGAGAACUUUGCCACCAGUGUGCAGAUUCUCUGGGGUCAGGCAGAGGUGCCGGGGAGUUCUCAGCAUCCCUCGUACAUCUGCUUCCUUCAAUCCCAUUACAUUGCAGACUCUUUCGUGAGGCAGGUGUGGACCUUUUGAAAAAGAGAAAUAUUUGUCUGGACGUGGA